AUGCAAUAUCUUCUAUGCCCUCGGCCACGAGAUGUCCGGAUCAGACAUCGACGAACACAACCUGACCAGGGUGAUCUUCAACACCACAAGGAGCGCCAAGAACCUGGCAGGCAUCGUCGUGGGAGGCCGUGCAUGCGGGGAUCACUUCGCAAGCAUCUUGGCGGAUCCUAUGAAACAGCUCGGGCAGCCACUGAAGAGGACGAGGUGCUCAAGGAUGCGAAUGCAAAAGCUUAUUGUGUAUCUCGCAACAGAUAUUGGUUCACAUGCAUUGCGUUCGAGCAGCUGAUGACACCGCCUUCAACAGCCAAUACGCUCAUCUCGCACGCAUCGAGCACACCAACUCCGGCACCCUUGCCAGCGACAACACCGCUGCCGUCGUGGCCACCUAUGCCUCCGCCCGCAUCCAGCCCGGCUACACAACCUUUGCCGCCGCCGCCUCCACCGUGUAACACACAGCCGGAGCCAGCCAAUGCAACAAGUACACCGACGACAUCGGCAACCACGGACCCAGACCACUAUGAUACGAACCUUGUAUUCAAAGCAACCUUGAAGAGGACAAUAGAGCCAACAGCUUGGAGCCGUGCCAAAGGACUUGCAGGCAUGGACGUCCGUGAUGUCACAGUUGCACAUCUUUGCAGGCAUGGCAUGGAGGAAUUUGGACUUCGAGGACUUUCCCACGGCAAGUUCACCAGCAUGAUUCUGACCCGCAACAUCGCCGAGAGUGUCCUCCUCUCCCAGCUCCAGAAGAAGCUCCGCGAGAACAACAUUGACGUGGAUGCCACCAUCGACGCCAUCCACCAAAGCAAAGGACAAAAAGCCCCUGACAAGGUGAAAGAGGCCAUCACCUUUGUUGCACCCCUCGUCGACACCAUCAUGGAUGCCAUCAAACCUUGGGCGCAGGUGCGCAACUACGGCGCCAAAAACACCGAGGGCGACAACCAAGCAGCACAACGCAUGCAAGCCUUGGAAGAGCAGACCGCCAAGUACAAACAACGCCUACGCAGUGCCGGCAUCGACGUCACCCCCCAAAAGUCCCUUCCACUGCAAAAUGAGCCAAAUGAAGGCCCAGAAGCAACGGCGGCACCACCAAAGCGCAGACGUCUCACAAAGGGAGCCAUCAAGCAGCGCAAUGAGGACAUCCUCGCCGAGCCCCACAAUGUGAUCCGUGCCAGUGGACAAGAGCCUCCGACAAGUAUGACAUCAAUUGCAACUUGGAUCACCAACCUCAAGAAGAGUCUCCCCAGAGACAAGCAUGCGGAAGUGGAUAAUCACAUACAGUCCGUGCAGACCAUCCUCGAAGGCGCCAAAUACACCAAGGCAGAACUACAGGAGAUGGCUACGAGAUGGGGACUUCCCAUGUCUCUCACUACAGCGCCAAAGGCGUCACCCAAAAACCUUCAGCAGCUGAUCGCCGCCGUCACCUACCUCGCCGUGCUCAACAAGCAAACCUAUGCGACUGCUACCAGGGACGCAUCAUUUUGCUACAUCGGAUCCACCAACAUCACGGUGGCCAAGAGAGAGUACAACAGAGUCGCAAAACUUCGUCAACUACAACAACUAAAACUUCCCAAAACCGAGAUCGCCAUUCGUUAUUGGAACGAUUCCCAGACCUACCAGCACUACAGCACCAUCCUCCUUUCGCAGCACUCGGAGUAUAUUGACGCCUGGGCCGAAGAACACAGCCUGAUUCAGAGAUGGCAGCCCAAGCUGAACUACCCUUUUGUCACGAAGGAGCUGGUCAAGAAGGCGCAUGGACAGAGAUCCUCGCUUGUCAAUGCGCUCCCCAAGCAGGCGCAAUUCUGGAAGCUCUUGUACGCUAUCUCAAGCGACACCAAGCAAGAAUUUGAGGCCUCCAAGGAGCUACGCAGUGGAAAACAUGACUCCGAAACAGUUACCCUGCUCUACAGACUCGCCAACCACAUGGAGGCAACGCACCCCUCUCUCGAGCGCGCUCUGUGGAACCACAAGCGGAAAGUCACCGAUAUGGGCAGACACUGGAAGCCUACAGAAUGUCAGUGUGCCCAAUUCAUCAAGCAACAUCCGCGAGCACAAGUACACGAAGGACAUGUGGUGACGGGCUUAGAAACCUUACAACUACACAGCACAAACCAGAUCUUUCAGAACAUUGGGGCCGGGAACGCCUUCUACUCCCCCAAGAAGCGUAUCAAGAAGCAGCACCAAGAACAAUUUCAGCGAUGGCUCAAGCACCACCAAUUUCCUCGAGAUCAACGCAUCCUCGACGACUUUGACGACUUCUUUGAGCAGGAGUGGAAGCAACACAGACUACAACUUCAACGAGAGCCACGACUCACGCACAGAUUAGCAAAGAACAUAUUGGGCAUGAUCCCUGAUGACUACAUUGUGCACAACGAGGACCACGCCAACGCGCACCUCAUGAUCUACUGCCCGAACAUCUACAACCAAGCAGCCUACAACACUUGGAUGGACAAACAAACAUUCAGAAUGCUAGAUGCCGACCCAGCCGAGAUCAAGCAGGCCAUGAAAAACAACACCCCCAAGAUCGUCGCCAAGCACUAUGCCAAGCUCCUUGACUACGCAAAGCCUCUUCCGUAUGGAUAUAUCCUCAUGAAACGGAAAAAGAGGUGGGCGAAAGGGAGGACUAUUAUCGCGUAUAGCAAUACGUGCAUCGGCAAACUGCUGAAGAUCGCGGCGCUAGCAUUACACCAGAUGUUGAGGAUAACAUGGCCCAACCAUUUUGGCGACGUCAGCUCGCCACAACUAUGGGAGGAAAUACACCAACUCUUCUACAACAACGAGCACCUGUACCCGGAGAGGCACUUGAAAUUUCUCAACCACGAUCUGGUCGGCUUCUUUAAUUCGAUACCACAAUCCGACAUCCUGCAGAGCAUCCAAUUCCUCACAUCUCAGUUCCUUGACGAGCAUAACGCCACCAUCACCGUCGAUCCGUACAACAAGAUCGCACCAGCGCAUUCAGGCCGCUCAACGCACAGCCUGAAGUCCAACAUGGUCAAGAUGCAGGCAGAGCACAUACCAGCCAUCAUUCAGUUCAGCUUCGACGCGUGUGCUUUCACAGCCAUUGGCGAAGUCUUCCAACAGACAUGCGGCAGGUCGAUGGGAAACCAAAUCAGCCCCAUCCUCUCCACGUGCGCAAUCGUGGCGACAGAAAUCACAUGGCUGCGGAUGUACGGCCAAUUUGUCAGCAGCGCCCACCUCCACGACAAGUUCUGGAUCCGCAGGUACGUCGACAACAGAGCCAUUAUUGUUGAUGAAGACGAACUUCAGCACAACCCCUUCAUUCAGCAGCUUGCGUCCCUGCACUUCUACAAGAAACCAGUACAACUUGAAGACGAAGCGUGUGACGAUUUUCUGGGAUUUCGCAUUCACGCAGACAAUCGCAAAAUCACGUACAAUCUCCACCGCGAGCCUUGGAGAUACAGACUCCCUCAGUCAGCCGGAACUACAAAGUUACGCCUCAGCGGAUAUCACAGCAGAAAGCAUCUCAUCCGCACCAUUGCCUACCCGGAAGAUGUAGCCCAGAGACAAAUUCAAGAACUGGACGACCUCUACAAGCUCACCGACAUCGAUACCGACUCCGAGGCCGCAGAAUACAUCGUCAGAUUACCACAUGGACUACCACUGGACAUGAGUGCGCCCGAAAGUUCAACAGCAAAAGAUGAUCCAGUCGAGCAAGAAUGCCAACUACUCCUCCAACAAAGAUACAUCCCCUUCGAGAACUCCGAAUUCCUCCGAGCUUCAGCACUUACCAAAGCAGGCAGAAGAACAACGGCAUAUACAGUCGGCGCUUUCUACCAUGCCGGCAGCACCGGAGUACGCACAAACACGAGGCAAAGACCGUGGACGGCAGCACUCAUGGCCUACCUGGUACGAGCAUGCACCCACACUACAUUCUCGACUGUAUCGUUACUCCGCAAUGUGCACAUGCGUACGCACCGAGACAAGUACAACAAGCCAGGAAGCCUCAACAUUGUGAUUCCAGUCUCGACUUUCCGACAAGGACACCUAUGGGUUGAAGAAGACGACGGACCUGACCUAUCCCCAAAUGGACAACAUCGCGGUCACAACCUUGAAGUCAAACUACCCGGAAUCGAGUUCAGUCCAUUCAAGCUCCAUGGCACGUGCCCAUGGAAAUCAGAUCGCCUGAUCAUCUCGGCCUACACCACCAACCGCAUCGAGGACAUUUGCAGAGAAGACAAACGCUACCUUCGCAUGCUUGGCUUCAACCUCCCAUAA
Molecule: messenger RNA, 4233 nt
Organism: Symbiodinium sp. CCMP2592
Lineage: Eukaryota; Dinophyceae; Suessiales; Symbiodiniaceae
Source: the annotation of a GenBank genome assembly